Molecule: messenger RNA, 7509 nt
Organism: Tarenaya hassleriana
Lineage: Eukaryota; Viridiplantae; Streptophyta; Magnoliopsida; Brassicales; Cleomaceae
Product: protein CHROMATIN REMODELING 4-like
Exons: 11
Coding region: 645-7301 (2218 amino acids)
Biological process (GO): negative regulation of transcription by RNA polymerase II; chromatin remodeling
Cellular component (GO): chromatin; nucleus
Molecular function (GO): chromatin binding; DNA binding; ATP hydrolysis activity
Source: RefSeq, a predicted model, not a curated record
ACUGCAGAUUUUGAACCCAACGUUCCGAAAUAAGAACCGAACAGGAUCUCCCUCAAGGAUCAAGAUCCACCGUCUCAAGAUCUCCUCCGGAAACUCCAUGGCUGCUUCUCUCUCUCUCUCCCUCCCUCUCUCUCUCUCUCUGUGUCGUGCCUCUUUGUAUUUUGGGAGGAGAGAGAGGAGAGGAAAGCACAGAAGGAAAGAAAUAUCGGAGGGGUUUUGGCUCCUGACAGCGACACGUGGCGUUUCGGGAGUGGCUGGGUCGUUCUCGGUUCUCCCCCCUCUCUCUCUUGUGCCAUGUCAGAGCCCGUUUCCUAUGAGCCCGGCGAAUCCGUAUCGUAUGCUCCCCUCUUUCUCUCUACAAACCCUUCUCAAAGGCUCUCUAUUUUUUUGUCGCUUCUCGUAUCGCGUCUCUCUCUCUCGUCUCUGCCCCUCUGGCUGUGCCCUAGAAUCGCUCUCCGGGCUCAAUCCCUAGCUCCCGUCUCCGUCUUCCCUUUCUCUUCAAUUGGAGUGGUCUCAGUCGGUUCUGAUUCGAGGGGCAUUCUACUGUGGAAUUAUUUUGGCGAGACCACUUUUGUAUAGUGUUACAUAUCAAUUUGUGCACGGAGAUCUAUCUGUUGCUCUGUUGAGGGAAACAGAGAUUAAAAAUGAAAGAUAACCCUUCCUCAAGCAGUGAAAUGAUUAAAAGGGAUUUCAAUUUCAACAUGAAGAGGAAACGAAGAAAACUUCCAUGUGAACCGGAUUUACCUAAUAGCAAAGAAGAUAAUCCAGUGGCCAUAGAGAUAGAGCCUUCAGGAUAUGCUUCUCCAACUAAACCAACCAAGCGCCGACAUAGAGCCAAAAAAACUCCUGAACGGUCCUCUUCAAAAAAGAAAGGAAAUGAUGGGUAUUACUAUGAAUGUGUGAUUUGUGACCUUGGUGGUGAUUUGCUCUGCUGUGAUAGUUGUCCUCGGACCUAUCAUAUUGAAUGCCUCAAACCCCCUCUUAAGAAAAUUCCAAAUGGGACGUGGCUAUGCCCAAAAUGCUCCCAGAAGAAUGAUGCACUCAGGCCUCGCCCAGACGCCAUUGCAAAACGAACGAGGGCCAAAACCAUCAAGAAAAAUUCUCAAGCAGAAUCAACGUCGUCUGUGUGUGAGAAAUCAUCCCCGACUUUUUGUAGUUCCGUCAUUUCUGGCAAACAGUCUUCAAUGAAAGGGAAGUCUGUUUUGGCCGAGGAAAGUGAACCCAUGGAAAAGAAAGUGGAUCCCUCCCUGAUGGUUGGGCACUCUGUAGCUGAACUCGAUCCUACAUUCAUGGAUGGUCGAUCAGAUUCAUCCUGUCAUAGAGAAGAUGAUCUAAUAAAAUCUGUUACAGAUCAACCAUCUGAGAUGAAGCCAUCGUUGGCUGCUGAUGAAGAUCUUUCUGAAUCUAGUUUUAGUAAUCCAGAGAGGAAUGGCGAAGCAUCUGAGGAGAAGCAGGAACUGGCUUAUAAUGGUAAUGCAGAAAACAAGAAUGGUGUUUCAGUGGUGGAUGGAAAGGGCAAAGGGAAAAAGCGAAAACAUCGAAGCAAUAACGGGGACAGUCUCAAGAAGUGCAAGACGGAUAAAGGAAAUCACACUGCUAAAGUUUCUGAGAAAAGUUUGUCCAAAACGGGUGCUCCCGGUACCAGAUCUAGCAAAUCAUCCAAAAAAAGGAGAAACAUAAACCAUUUGGUGAUAAAGUCUCAGUCCAAUGAUCUAUCCAGCAUGGAUACACGGGGUAAAUCUGAGAAGCUUCCCAAGGAGAAACGUUGUUCAGAUAAACCCUUGAUUUCCAUGGAUCACAAAAACUCUCUUCCCGCUGGAAAUCUGCAGGUUGAUCGAGUUCUGGGAUGCCGGAUCCAAGGUCAGAAUAUAAUCUCUUCAUGUGGUGCUCAUUCAAAUUAUUUGUACUCUGGUAAUUUACAAGGUAGUGAAGACCAGGAUAAACAACCAGAGGAAAGCUCUGCACAAGAUACUAAAGUAGAUAUAAGAGUUGCUGAGAAUAGAACAGAUUUUGGUUCUGAGACAGGUAAAUGUUCCAUGGCUGAAGCAUGCACCAGAAAUGUUGAUUGCACUGACGAAAAUCAUGUUUAUACAAGAUCCGUGGCCAAAGAAUGUAAAAUAAGUAAUUGGGAGAAUCUGGUGAAGGUAGAUAAUAAGAAUUUACCUAUGGAGAAUAAUGAUGUUGAUGAAUCUGCUGUAGUUUCUGGGAAUUUGGGAGACGGGAAAGGAAAGAUGCUUUUAGAGGACAAUAUCGAUGUUACCCUGAGUACACAUGAGGAGAAUGAAGAGAUAGAAGUUAGUAAAACAGUCUUCAGUGAGAGAGGAGCACAACAGGACAUGGAAGAAAAUGGUAUGAUGUCUGAAGAAGUUAAGGAGCCUAUCGCUGGGAAAACUUCAUGUCGUACUGGAGAAACUGAAUCAUUUGAGUUUCUGGUUAAAUGGGUGGGAAAAUCUCAUAUUCAUAACUGUUGGAUUUCUGAAUCUGACUUGAAAGUUCUUGCUAAAAGGAAGUUAGAGAAUUACAAAUCAAAGUAUGGAGCAGCUGUUAUAAAUAUCUGUGAGGACAGGUGGAAACAGCCUCAGCGGGUAAUCAGUCUGCGUGUUUCAAAAGAAGGUAAACGUGAAGCUUAUGUAAAAUGGACAGGACUUGCUUAUGAUGAAUGCACAUGGGAAAGCUUGGAGGAGCCUGUUCUUGAGAAGUCGUCCCAUUUAAUAGAUCUUUUUGAGCAGUUUGAGCAGAAAACAUUGGAAAAGUAUGUUGCCAAGGACCAUUUUCCAGGAGAUAGGGGUGAUGGUCAGCAAACCAAGAUUAUUACCCUUACAGAACAACCUGAAGAGCUCAAAGGAGGCUCUUUGUUUCCCCAUCAACUUGAGGCCCUGAAUUGGUUGCGUAAAUGUUGGUAUAAAUCAAAAAAUGUGAUCCUGGCUGAUGAAAUGGGGCUCGGGAAAACUGUGUCUGCCUGUGCAUUUCUUUCGUCACUUUACUUUGAGUUUAAAGUUUCAAGGCCUUGUUUAGUUUUGGUUCCGCUAUCAACUAUGCCAAACUGGCUUUCUGAGUUUUCUCUUUGGGCCCCAUUCCUGAACGUUGUGGAGUACCAUGGAGGGGCAAAAGCAAGAGCCAUAAUUCGUGAAUACGAAUGGCAUGCAAAGGAUUCAAAUGGGGCGAACAAGAGAACAAGUUCCUACAGAUUUAAUGUUCUUUUAACGACUUAUGAAAUGAUUCUUGCUGAUUCAUCUCAUUUACGGGGAGUUCCAUGGGAAGUUCUUCUCGUUGAUGAAGGGCAUCGUCUAAAGAAUUCAGAAAGUAAGCUGUUUAGCUUGCUCAACACAUUCUCGUUCCAGCACCGCGUGCUUUUGACAGGCACCCCUCUUCAGAAUAACAUUGGUGAGAUGUAUAAUCUUCUCAACUUCUUGCAACCAUCAUCAUUUCCUUCUUUAUCUUCUUUUGAAGAGAAGUUCCAUGAUCUGACAACUGCUCAGAAAGUAGAGGAACUGAAGAAACUUGUUGCUCCUCAUAUGCUUCGGCGGCUUAAAAAAGAUGCCAUGCAAAAUAUUCCACCAAAGACAGAGAGGAUGGUGCCAGUUGAAUUGACUUCAAUCCAGGCUGAAUAUUAUCGUGCAAUGCUAACUAAGGACUAUCAGAUACUGCGGAAUAUCGGAAAGGGGGUGGCUCAGCAGUCGAUGCUCAACAUUGUGAUGCAGUUAAGAAAGGUUUGCAAUCACCCAUAUCUCAUACCAGGCACUGAGCCAGAAUCUGAAUCAGUGGAGUUUCUUCAUGAGAUGAGGAUAAAAGCUUCAGCUAAGUUGACUCUGUUGCAUUCCAUGCUUAAGGUGCUACAGAAGGAAGGGCAUAGAGUUCUGAUAUUCUCGCAGAUGACAAAGCUUCUCGACAUUCUGGAAGAUUACAUGAAUGUCGAGUUUGGUCCUAAAACAUACGAAAGAGUGGAUGGUUCUGUUUCUGUAGCUGAUCGCCAGACAGCCAUAGCCCGUUUCAACCAAGACAAAAGUCGGUUUGUGUUUUUGUUAUCCACACGCUCCUGUGGCCUUGGUAUCAAUUUGGCAACAGCUGAUACUGUCAUUAUCUAUGAUUCUGAUUUCAACCCUCAUGCCGAUAUCCAAGCUAUGAAUAGAGCUCAUCGAAUUGGACAAUCGAAACGGCUUUUGGUUUAUAGGCUUGUUGUGCGUGCUAGUGUGGAAGAGCGCAUUCUACAGCUCGCCAAGAAGAAGUUGAUGCUGGAUCAGCUUUUUGUAAACAAGUCUGGAUCACAAAAGGAAGUUGAAGAUAUUCUACGCUGGGGGACUGAAGAACUUUUCAAUGAUUCUCUGAGUGUGAGUAAGAAAGAUACAUGUGAAGGUAAUGACAAAGCGGACAUCAUAAUAGACUUAGAAUGCAAGAACCGGAAAAAGGGCGGUGGCUUGGGAGAUGUUUACCAGGACAAAUGUACAGACGGGACUGGCAAGAUCGUGUGGGAUGAAAAUGCAAUCAUGAAGUUGCUUGACCGAACAGACCUUCAAUCAGGUUCCAGUGACGGAGCUGAUACAGAUUUGGAGAAUGAUAUGCUUGGCUCGGUAAAGCCUGCGGAAUGGAAUGAGGAAGCAGCUGAAGAACAAGGUGGAGCUGAAUCACCUGCACUGGUGACCGAUGACACUGGUGCACAGAGUUCAGAGAGGAGAGAGGAUGUUAUAGUGAAUGUCACUGAAGAAAAUGAAUGGGACAGGCUUCUGCGUGUAAGGUGGGAGAAGUAUCAAAGAGAGGAAGAAGCAGCACUUGGCAGAGGGAAACGCCUGAGAAAGGCUGUAUCUUAUAGAGAAGUAUAUGCACCAAAUCCCUCUGAAGCAUUAAGUGAGAGUGGCGAUGAAGAAGAGAAGGAACCAGAACCCAAGAAGGAAUACACACCUGCAGGACGAGCUCUGAAAGAAAAGUUUGCUGAACUGAGAGCAAGGCAAAAGAAGCGGCUUGCUGAGAGGAAUGCGGUUGAAGAUCUUCUUCCUAAUACCACAUUGCAGGGACCCGAGCUACAACCUCAAGCGGCUAAACAAGUCCAAGAAAAUCCUCGUGUGAUUGACUUGGAGAAUAGCGAAGUGGCUCAGCGAUCUGAUGCACUAGGAAGGAAAACUGACUCGACCUUAAGGCUAAGCAAUCCAACCAAGGUCAAAAUUGGCAGUCAUUCAGAUCCUACUCCUGUUCAUUAUGAUCCAGGUCAUCCACUCGACAACCUGCCAGUUCUUGGACUGUGUGCUCCUAAUUUUAGACAACCAGAAAGCUCGCGGAGAAUUGAAUCACGUUCAAGUGGUAGACAGAAGAUAACAGUAAGAGGACGGACGGAUUUCCCUUUCAGUUUGCCCCUCACCACGGGGCGUUCACUCUCGGUGGAGAGAGAAGCUAAUGAACAAGAGCCCACCUCGGGUAAAUUAAAGCCGAAAGAUGUGGAAGAGGGAGCUCCUCCUCAGCAGCUGGCUAGAAACUGUAGUCUGGAUGGUUGGUUUCCAUUUCGCCCGUUCCCUCCAGUUCCUCUGCCAAAUUCUGGUGCUGGUUUUGCUGAUUUACAGGAGAAGUUUCCACUUCCUAACCUACCUCUUGAAGACAGGCCAAUGCCUCGAUUUCCAUUUCCGCCCAUGCUCAGAGCCAUGGGAACUUCACAUCAGGACCUCUUACCCAAUCUUUCACUGGGAAAUAUGUUUGAAGGUGUUGGAAACUCAGCGCAAGACAGGUUGGCUAUGCCACCAAUGCCAUUCCUUCCCAAUUUGAAAAUCCCUCCUUUGGAUUCACCAGUAUUCAACCAGCACGAGAAAGAAUUUCCUCCUUUGGGUUUGGAUCAGUUACCUUCAGUACUUCCGUCUAUUCCGGAUAACCAUCGGAAGGUUCUGGAGAAUAUAAUGUUCAGAACGGGUUCUGCAGCUGGUCACAAAAAGAAAACAAGAGUAGAUCCAUGGUCUGAAAAUGAACUAGAUUCUCUCUGGAUCGGGGUUCGGAGACAUGGGUAUGGAAAUUGGGAGAUGAUUCUCAGAGACCCGAGAUUAAAAUUCUCAAAAUUUAAAACACCAGAGUCCCUAGCAGCAACGUGGGGGGAAGAGCAGCGUAAAUUUUUGGAUAAUCUUUCUUCUCUGCCAUCAAAAUCGAGCGAGCCGGUAAAAUCUACCAGAUCUCCCUUGUUUCCUGGUAUUCCUGAGGGUAUGAUGUCUCGGGCUUUACAUGGAGCAAAGUUCGUUAAUCCUCCGAUGUUCCAAUCCCAUUUGACAGACACAAACUUUGCAUUCAGUGAUCUAGCUUCCAGCCUUCCCCUAUAUGAGCCAUCAGAUCAAUCGGGUUUGAGAAGCGAGCCUUUUCCUCCUGUGGUGAAUCUGCGAGCUGGAGAUUCUUCUGCUGGACCAUCAGUGAAUAUUCCCAACGGGAAGGUGUUUCCGCACACCUCUCUUGGGAUGGGCGAUCUAGGUUCUCUAGGCUUGAAUUGUUUCAGUGCACAGAAAACAGAAGAAGAACGAGAAGCUGCCAUUAAACGCGGAAAACUACCAUGUUUUCUUGAUAGGCCGUUACUUCCAAAGCCUGAUUCCAGCAUCCGAAUGUUCCCGGGAUUUCUCCCCGAUCCGAGUCGAGUAUUGAAUCUCUCCAAUCCAAAGGGGAAAGAGGUUGUCGGAAGUAGUAGCUCUUCAGAGAAUAAGCUACCUCAUUGGUUAAGGGAUGCUGUAACUGCUCCUUUGAAGUCACCUGAACACAGCCUACCUCCAUCAGUGUCGGCUAUAUCUCGAUCGGUCCGUGUCCUAUAUGGUGCAGAUUCCGCCGUCAUUCUGCCGUUCGUGAUACCAGAGCUGCCUCCAUCAGCCCCAGAGGAUCCGAGACAUAGUCUACGCAAGAAAAAGAAACGUAGAAGCAGAUCGCAUGCAUCGGUUCAGAUUCCUACAGAUAUUGCUAGUAACAGCCUCAAUGUGCAAAGCCAUUCUCAAGACAAUCAUUCAUUGCCUGAAGCUGUUCCCUUGGUAGCAUCAUCUCUACCAGCCGGGACGAGUUUUCAGGUUGCCACCGCCGUGAAAAGCUCGGGCUCACCAGAGAUCAGAAGCUCAAUUCCGGAAUCUAUCAACCGAGUUGAACCUUCAGAACUAGAAGCUGGUGAGAAAAGUGAAUCCGGGCAACUACCGAUCCGUUUCGAUAAACUUCCGAAAGGGAAACAAGAGGGGCGAGAUUCCGAGAAUGAGUUGAACAAGAUGCAGUCCGAGGCCGAACAGCCGGACAUGGACGAUGAAGGAGCUGAAACAGAUGAAGUAACCACCUCCUCAUCUGAAGUGAUGAUUGAAGCUUUAAGAUGAAGCACAUUGAAACUACAAACAUUGUUUUGUUCUUUUUUUUUUUUUGGACAUGAUACAAAUUGGUGAAGAUAAGUUUAGGGCUUUGUCUAAUGGAAUGAAGCUAAUCACUUUAGAUUGAUCCGAUUCAUAUGUGUGGAUUGUGUCCCUGUUUGUAAACCGAACCGGUCAAGACUGUAAUGUGAGCCGUUGGAAAAUUCGGUUCCGGUCA